AUGAUGAAAAUGUAUUAUGAAAAUAUAUCUGUAGAGUAAAGCUAAGCUUUAGCAGAGAACGGAGAAAUUCAGCCAUUUUAUUCAAUAAAUGUUUCUUUAGCCAUGACAGUCAAUUAAAUUACUGAAACAUUUUUGAAAGUAGCCAAAGAGAAGAACUACAUAACUGUUGAGAAUGAUAAAGGAUAAGUAUUAGUUAUAAAAAGGAAUAAUGUUAAGUUUAAAGAUCUCUUAUUGUAGUGCUUAUUCCCUUAGACUUUAGACAAAAGCAUAUCUGCCAUCAAGCUAUAAAUAAUUACAAAUAAACUCCAGUGCAAGCGCAAAAUAUCCAUCAAAGGUCUUAGAGGAAACGUCGAUGAAAACUAAAAAUUUUUAGUAGAUUUUGAAAAUAUGCUUAAAUUACAAAGAAAGGGUUCUUUCGAUUAGGAUGAACAGGAAUUAAAUUAAGGCGAUAAAACAUUCAAUUAGUCAAAGCAAAGUGAGGAAGAUGAGAUUUAAAACCAAGACGAAGAUAAUGAAGCAAGCAGCAACCCCUUCACUCUUGAAUCUACUGCAAAUUAUAUGUUUUAGAAAAUACUGUGUGCACAAGCAUACGGAGUUGGUAAAAAAGUAAGCGAAUUCAUUAAGGAUUUCUAAAACAACUACAGAAAUGUAGAAGAAUCCGCGUAACUCCUUCCAAAGCCUAUGGAAGGAAUUAUAGCUUUAGUAAAUGAGAUUGUUGAUAAUUUAUUUAGUGAUUACAAUUAUGGAAAAAGUGAAACUAAGUCUGUCAUGCCUUAUUGCAAAAUUUCAGUUGAAAAAUAUGUUUUUGGUAAAUUGAGUCAAAACCUUUAGAGCAUGUAUAAAUUUAAAUAUAAUAAUCUUGAUCUAGCAUUUGAAAAGAAAUAAAAAGAAAUUUAAGAAAAAAUGACCAUUAUUUAAAUCUUUAAAUUCUUGGAAUCAAAGCCUAGAUAUUGGCUUAUUUAAAAUGAAGAAACAUUUGAUGAAGAGUUCAAAAAUAAUAAAGAAAUUCGUCCUUACAAUGAUGCAAUUAGAGAGCUAGAAAAAAUUUAAUAUGUUUCUUCUCCUAGAGAAAAACUCAAAUGCACAAUGAUGAUGCGUUCAAUGAUGAGAGCCGGUGUCAUAGAUUUCCAUAAAGGCAGAGAAGAACUAGCAAGUAUGGAUGACGAAUUACCUAUCCUCAUUUAUAUCAUUCUGAUGUGUAACAUAAAUAAUCUCUUUACAGAACUUUAAAUCGUUGAGGAUUUUAUCAAUUUAGAUCCUUCUAUUGAGGCAGAGUAAAGAUUCCUGCUCAACAUUAGAAUGGCUGGAAAAUAUAUUAGCGAUGAAUGGGUAAUUCAAUGA
This is a messenger RNA of Tetrahymena thermophila SB210, 1341 nucleotides long. Its product is annotated as vacuolar sorting protein 9, VPS9 domain protein. Lineage: Eukaryota; Ciliophora; Oligohymenophorea; Hymenostomatida; Tetrahymenidae. Gene Ontology annotation, cellular component: cytosol; endocytic vesicle. The record is from RefSeq and is a predicted model, not a curated record. The transcript is spliced from 6 exons. Gene Ontology annotation, molecular function: guanyl-nucleotide exchange factor activity; small GTPase binding. Gene Ontology annotation, biological process: vesicle-mediated transport.